AUGAACUGGGCCAAGGUCACCAAUCAGAAAGCUGGCAUGUUCCUUAUUGACUUUGAGAAGGCUUAUGAUCGUGUGGAGUGGGGUUUUCUUCUUAUGAUGCUAGAGGCAGUUGGUUUCCCUAAAGUUUUUUGUCAGAUGGCGUAUGUGUUACUUAAAGAUGCUUCGGCGGAAGUGAAGAUUAAUGAUUCUCGCUCUCAGACUAUCUCCCUUAGUAGGUCCAUCAGACAAGGCUGCCCUCUAGCCCGAGCCCUUUUUGUGAUUGCUAUUGAUGCUAUGUACUACUUUCUUAGAGAAUCAUCUUCUUCCCAUAAAGUUAAGGGAAUUACCCUACCCAACAAUAUGGAUUUGGUUACGCUUGUGAUGAAGCUCACAGUGGAGAAAGUCGAGAGGUUCAUAGACGAAGGAACUGUUCAAGUUUACCUCUCAGAGUUAUCUCAUGGAUACACCUGGACCAAAUUCACCAAUGAGAGGUCCCCUUUUGUGAGUGUGUUGGAGGCCUGUGUGAAGGAAAUCAAUGAAGUUUGUAGCUUCGGUAGGGAGAAGAUGGGCCUGGGGCAGGCGAGGAAGAACCAGGAACAAUUGAACUAUCCACCUAGUAGACAAUUUUCAGAAUCUUCUUACCCCAUUGUAGUUCUGAAGGUUUUGGAAAGCAAUCGAUCAUAUUUUAAAUUAUGA
This is a messenger RNA of Cryptomeria japonica (Japanese cedar), 675 nucleotides long. RefSeq lists its product as uncharacterized. The record is from RefSeq and is a predicted model, not a curated record. NCBI's taxonomy places the organism in Eukaryota, Viridiplantae, Streptophyta, Pinopsida, Cupressales, Cupressaceae. Bases 1 to 675 code for a protein of 224 amino acids. The transcript is spliced from 3 exons.